Messenger RNA from Mus musculus (house mouse), 563 nucleotides. It is a transcript of the gene Hba-a2, whose product is annotated as hemoglobin alpha, adult chain 2. The record is from RefSeq and is marked validated. The transcript is spliced from 3 exons. NCBI's taxonomy places the organism in Eukaryota, Metazoa, Chordata, Mammalia, Rodentia, Muridae. Bases 33 to 461 code for a protein of 142 amino acids.
ACUUCUGAUUCUGACAGACUCAGGAAGAAACCAUGGUGCUCUCUGGGGAAGACAAAAGCAACAUCAAGGCUGCCUGGGGGAAGAUUGGUGGCCAUGGUGCUGAAUAUGGAGCUGAAGCCCUGGAAAGGAUGUUUGCUAGCUUCCCCACCACCAAGACCUACUUCCCUCACUUUGAUGUAAGCCACGGCUCUGCCCAGGUCAAGGGUCACGGCAAGAAGGUCGCCGAUGCUCUGGCCAAUGCUGCAGGCCACCUCGAUGACCUGCCCGGUGCCCUGUCUGCUCUGAGCGACCUGCAUGCCCACAAGCUGCGUGUGGAUCCCGUCAACUUCAAGCUCCUGAGCCACUGCCUGCUGGUGACCUUGGCUAGCCACCACCCUGCCGAUUUCACCCCCGCGGUGCAUGCCUCUCUGGAUAAAUUCCUUGCCUCUGUGAGCACCGUGCUGACCUCCAAGUACCGUUAAGCUGCCUUCUGCGGGGCUUGCCUUCUGGCCAUGCCCUUCUUCUCUCCCUUGCACCUGUACCUCUUGGUCUUUGAAUAAAGCCUGAGUAGGAAGAAGCCUGCA